AUGUUUGAAGACUUCGUACGCCACUCCAAAUACAGACAAGUGGGGUUGAAACGGUCUCGGUUCGAGCACCUCGUGGACCUUCAGGUUCGCCAGAACCUUCUACGAGAGGUUGAACGGAAACGAGGCCGAGACAUUGAGCCUAAGGCUAGGAAAGAGCUUCUACGGCGUGCUAGAGAUAUUAUUAAGGAUAGGCCUUUGCCUGAAGAGACAUAUGAGAUUUGGCAUUCUGGUGAUGUUAAGGAAGAGCCAGAGAGGAAGAAAAGGAAGGGUGAAAAGGAUUUGCAUAAGUUUUCCACCUUGGUGGAUGAGCUUGAACAUGAGGCUCUGAGUAUAGAGACGAGGUUGGCAGAGGAGGGUAAUGGGGAUGAACAGGAAAGUGACAGUGCAUCGGAAAGUGAUAGUCUGUCGGCUAGUUCUAGCGAUGAGGAAGAAGAGACUGAGGUUGAGGAAGAUACAGACCAUCUAGAUGCUGUUUAUGCUGCUAGGAAGCUCAAGAAAUGGGAAAACGACACCGAUACGUCCAGGUCUUGGGCAAAGGAUAGGUUUGUGCUUACGAAAGCAGGCUGGGAGUUCCCUGGUCUUCUUGAAGAGAGGAAAUCUGUGGUGAAGAACCAUAUCUCCAAUGUACUGAACUUGUUACACAUCAACAUGCUACGCCAGCGCUGGGAGCUCGCGUAUAAGGCUUUUUGUAUUCUUAUUCGGUUUGACUAUGUUGAUAUAAGGGCGAUCUGGCCUUUGGGCGUCGAGAUCUUGACGAGAAGGAGAGAGGACAUGAUUCACAAUAAAACAGGCUCGAAGCUUGACUUCUUGAAGUGCAGGCAGUUCUUGGACUGGCUUGGGCUUGUUUAUCCUGUUUUGCCAAAUACAACGUUGACAGCUCACAUGAGAGGUGGCCCAGUGUUCCGUUCUGGAUCUAGGAGACACGCUCCAGCGUUCAUUGCAGCUGGUCUUUGGGAGUUAUUGAUUGAUAAAAGCUAUACGAGACUUAGAGAGUCUCUUGAAGAGUUAUUGCUUGUGCCUCCUUAUUCUAUUGAUGGAAGCUUCUAUUACAUCCAAGCAGUAUGUUGUCUCUGUGAGAACAUCCAUCUUGCUGAUAUGUUCGUUAAAUUUGAUUCUAACAACGGCUUUCCUACUGAGGCAGACAUUGGCGAUUUGGCUGACGAUAUGAUGCUUAUAGGCUCCAAAGAGGCCGUCCAGGCUCGUAUAUUGAGCAACAUUUCAACGAUUGAAGAGCUGGUUGCUUCAUGUGAGUCACUAGGCUUCGAGUACCCUAAGAGCCACUUAGACGAUCAAAUGACUCGUAUAAAGCUGUUCAUGGAAGGUAAGAUUUCUACAUUGGCACCUGAUGUCGCCAGCUUGGAAGCUAGACCCGAGAAGAAGGCUCUCUCCUUGUCCCAUGGCGUUGUUCUGGAGGCUGCUGAAGGUCCACACACCAUUCCUACUAAGUUCUUGGAUAGAUUCGUUAUUCAAGAGAACGAAGCCAGAGUGUCCUGGGUAUGGUACUGGUUUAAGAGAACUGACGGUUCUUCUGCUCGUUGUUUGAAGUGCGGUGAGAAUGUAAAGCGGGAGCUUCAAAGCUCAACCAAAUCGCUUAUCAGACAUUUGGCCAAUCAUAAUAUCAACAACCAGACUGAGGUAACUCGGCACUAUUCUAUCAGAACAGAACUGGAUGGGGAUCCAAGGAAGACCACCAAGAAACCAGUGCCUGAAAAGGCAGCAACGCCGGACACUUCAGACAAUAGGGAUUCAGAUGAUAGUCAUUCAGACGUCGGUGAUUCAGAGGAUGAUUCCAUUGAAAGGGACAAUAAGAGACCUUCCAAGUCCAUCUAUAAGGGAAUUCCCUCUCCACCCAUCACAGCAGGUGACACAAGUACUAAGGUUCUCAAAAAUGGCGGUAAAACAUUGCCAAAAACUGUUAAAAGGUCAAUUCCGGAAUCCUCAUCUUCAUCUUCAUCGGACACCGAGGCUCCACCAGGUCCACCAGUACCUACUGACAUUCCUGAACCUCAAGACGACGCAGUUGAGCUGGCUCCACCACUUAGUGCUCCAGCAUCGCCUGUUGCAGACGACCCAGUCGAUUCUUCCGAAGAUAAAAGGAAUGGUUUGGUCAAGAACGAAUCAAGAUCACCUUCUCCAGCUCCUAUGCCUUUGGAGCCACAACCAGAGUCACCCACUCCUCCUUCUGCAGAGGCCUCGCCAGCUCCAUCGGUUGGAGAUAAUGUGGCUCCAGAGGCAACAACUGAACAUUCGGGCCUUACGCAAUCAGCUAUUGCUUUCAAGCAAGAGCUUGUGGACGAGCUCGAAAAUGAACUCUCACAAGGUUAUCGUAUGGUUCUGUCUCCAGCACUGACGCAUAAUGGACCUGUUACUCCUCCUCCAGUGCCGUUCUCUCCGGAACCAGACUCUCCUGAGUCCCAGACAUUCAUGAGUGUCAAAAGAAAGCCCGUUCGUCGCCAGGUUAAUUUCAGUCCAGAAAGUUCUUUUGCUGAGUCUCAAGGUGAUUCUGAUAUGAGCCUUCGUUUCAGAGAGUAUGCGGACCAGGCUGAAGCUGAUCCAUUCCGUGUGGAUAGAAGCAUGCUUGAGGAUACUGAAGAUGAUAUUACAAACGCUAGCAAGUCUGCUAUCCAGCUUGAAGAGAAUGGACCUCAAAGCCAGGAGUCCAUCCCAGAUACUCUUAGGUUUAAGGAAGAACUGGACGAACAUGAUCUGGUUGCAGAGCCGAGCGAUAAAGACAUGGAACCUGAAGAGCCUCAGAAUUCCGUCAAGGACGAGGACCAAGAACUAGAGCCUCUUGCAAAUGGAACACAAGAGUCACUGGAAGAUCAACAACCUAAUAAUGAAAUUCAACCGCUGGCGCCUUCCUUAGAUUCUGACCAUUUCGAAGAUGCCCAAGAAGACUUUCAACGAGCUCCAGACGAAAUGGAAGAAAGACAACCUCGGCCAUCUAAUUUCGACUCCAGUGACGAAGAAACCCAAUACUACAGCUACCACGAUUCUAUUAAUCCACAAACAAACGAACCACAGGAAAUGGAGUUCGAUUUUGAAUCUGACUAG
This is a messenger RNA of Candidozyma haemuli, 3054 nucleotides long. RefSeq names its product Rrn11p (gene RRN11). The record is from RefSeq and is a predicted model, not a curated record. Gene Ontology annotation, biological process: nucleolar large rRNA transcription by RNA polymerase I; transcription initiation at RNA polymerase I promoter. NCBI's taxonomy places the organism in Eukaryota, Fungi, Ascomycota, Pichiomycetes, Serinales, Metschnikowiaceae. Gene Ontology annotation, cellular component: RNA polymerase I core factor complex. The transcript has a single exon. Bases 1 to 3054 code for a protein of 1017 amino acids. Gene Ontology annotation, molecular function: TBP-class protein binding; RNA polymerase I core promoter sequence-specific DNA binding; RNA polymerase I general transcription initiation factor activity.